CCAAGUGAAAAUUUCUGCAAGAGCAAAACCAGUUCGGAGAGACAAGCGCAGGCAGACCUAACAGUCCAGGAGGCGGACGAAAUGCUGAUCAAAUGUGAAGGCGGCAUCGACGCGGCCCUGGAGUACGCCAAGAUGUGGUGUAAAUACGUCAAAGAGCUGCUCGGCUGGAUGGAGAAACGGCUGAGCUACGAGACGGAGUUUGCCAAAGGGCUGGUGAAGAUCGCGGAAUCGGGACGGAACGCUAUCUUCCAGCAGCAUCACAUGCCUCUUCGGACGCUCUACACCAUGGUGCUAGAACACGACAUCAAGGUUGGGAACUCAGCGAGUGAGACGGUGGGAUUGCUCCAGCAGAAGGAAUUCUACCAGCCUCUGUCGGCCAAGAAGAAUGAAAUUGAGAAAUGGAGGAAAGAAUUCAAGGAUCAGUGGACAAAGGAGCAGAAGAGGAUGAACGAAUCCCUGUCAUCCCUCCGCAAAUCCCGCCUGCAAUACCUCCAGCGCUGCGAGGAGCUGGAGAAAGCCAAGCACUUGAGCGCCAAGGCGGAGGACGAAUACCAAAACGCGGCCGUCGCCAACCCCGGCAGCGCCAACAAGCAGCUGGAGAAGCGACGGCGCUCUCGCGAGGAGGCGCAAACCAAGGUUCAGGAAUCGGAAGCUUUGUACAAGAUGUGCAUCGGCGACGCCAACUUUCGGCGCCAAGAAUUGGAGAAAGUCCGAGCGCGGAUCAUCUCCCACAUUCGGAAGCUUAUUUACCAAGGGGAUGAGGUGCUGACGUGGGUGACUUUAAGGAUGUUCAAGCAGCGCCAGGCUCAGUCAGAGCAGAUUCCAGUGGGAUACCAGUACCUGUCCGAGGUCUGCAAGCCCUACAAAGCCGGCGAGAAAUACCUGGAGUUCAUCCAGGCUCUGCAGAAGAAAGACGUUCACGUGGAAGUGUUUGAAUUCGAGCCGCUUGCAUCUGGAGGGCAGAGGUCUCCUCCCAGUGGAAAAAAGAAGACGGCAUUGCAUCCCACCGGACCCUCUCCCAUGGCAAAGGAUGCGAGCACUCCAGAAGAGACGGCCAGAAAGCAGUUCUCCACAAACGGCGACCAGAGUGCGAACAAAUCCCUCUGCAGCGACACGGAAAGCCUCGGCGGGAGCUGUGAAUCCCGAUCCUUGGAUUCUCCCAAUUCUAGCCCAGGAAACUCCAACAGGAGAUUGUUGAAAGUUCCCUCCACCGGCACCAUGUCCUCCUCGGAUGAUUUUGAAGAGCGAGAUUCCUUGCAAACUUUUGAGAACGAAAACGGCACAUCCCAGCAGCAGUUUAGGAACAUCCUCCUCUCCAGUGCGGCGCAGAGCCACCGGCUCCGGAAAUUGCGAGGACCGUCCAAGUGCAAGGAGUGCGACACCUUCAUGGUCAGCGGCUUCGAAUGCGAGGAGUGCUUCCUGGCGUGCCACAAGAAGUGUCUGGAGAACCUGCUCAUCGCCUGCGGCCGCAAGAAGCUGCCCAACCGCGCGCCUCUUUUUGGCGUCGACUUCACGCAGGUUCCUCGAGAUUUCCCUGAGGAAGUUCCCUUCGUAGUGGUGAGAUGCACCUCGGAAAUCGAAGCUCGUGCCCUGGGGGUGCAGGGGAUCUAUCGGAUAAGCGGAUCCAAAGCCCGGGUGGAAAAGCUGUGCCAAGCAUUUGAGAACGGCCGGAGCUUGGUGGAACUCUCUGAGCACUCCCCCCACGACAUCACGGGGGUCCUGAAGCAUUUUCUGAAGGAGCUUUCGGCGCCGGUGCUGCUUCCUCAGCUCUACAACGACCUCAUUGCGCUCGCCAAAGUUUUGCAAAAAUCUGGGGAAGAAAAGUCGGAUUGCGCCGGCAUCCCUUCCGAUCCCAUCCAGAGCAUGAAGGAUUUGCUGAGCAAAUUGCCGGGGAGUAACUACAACACCCUGCGGCACCUCAUCGCACAUUUGUACAGGGUGGCAGAAAAAUACGAAGAGAACAAGAUGUCCCCAAACAACUUGGGCAUAAUAUUUGGGCCAACCUUGAUCCGACCGGGCUCGGGGAGCGAUGGCUCCAUGUCGUGCCUCGUUGACUCUGGGUAUCAAGCCCAAAUUGUGGAAUUUCUCAUCCAGAACUACGAAAGGGUGUUUGGGAUGGAUGACCUGCCUUCAUCCUUAUCCCUCGGAUGUGAAAACCCUUCGCGAGAAGCGGCGGCAGAAAAGGAUGAAGGACCCGAGAGCCCAAACACAACCCAGAAUAUAAAUCUAGAGGUAGAGCGCCCGGACACCGAGCUGGGCUUACUCACCCUGCUGUAG
Molecule: messenger RNA, 2277 nt
Organism: Pterocles gutturalis (yellow-throated sandgrouse)
Lineage: Eukaryota; Metazoa; Chordata; Aves; Pterocliformes; Pteroclidae
Gene: GMIP
Product: GEM interacting protein
Exons: 16
Biological process (GO): negative regulation of GTPase activity; activation of GTPase activity; signal transduction
Cellular component (GO): plasma membrane
Molecular function (GO): GTPase activator activity
Source: RefSeq, a predicted model, not a curated record